This is a messenger RNA of Salarias fasciatus (jewelled blenny), 1377 nucleotides long. RefSeq names its product phosphatidylinositol 4-kinase type 2-beta-like. Gene Ontology annotation, cellular component: plasma membrane; lysosomal membrane; endosome. The record is from RefSeq and is a predicted model, not a curated record. NCBI's taxonomy places the organism in Eukaryota, Metazoa, Chordata, Actinopteri, Blenniiformes, Blenniidae. The transcript has 11 exons. Gene Ontology annotation, biological process: Golgi organization; endosome organization; phosphatidylinositol phosphate biosynthetic process. Gene Ontology annotation, molecular function: 1-phosphatidylinositol 4-kinase activity. The coding region runs from base 1 to 1377 and encodes 458 amino acids.
AUGAUGUCAGAAUGCGACCCGACGGAGAGCAGCUCCGAGCCCGCACCGGACACCGCGGCGACACCGGGACCCGUCCCGGAGCCCAGCCUCCCCUCCGCGGACCCUCCCAUGGCGCUGUUUGACAGGAACCGGACAGGCUUGGGGAUAAGCCCCGGACUCGCCGUUCGUAUCUCGGGCUCUUGUGAGAGCGUCCUGACCGAGCUGGAGACGGACGGCUCCGGGGAAGAGGCGCUGCUGCUGCCGUGCUUAGCGGGAAGCUCGGCGUCUCCCCGGGGAUCCCGAGAGAAGCGCAGCCGGCGGAACCGGCACAGCUCCUCCUCGGAUAAGGACAACCUGGCCUCCCCAGGUACCAACAGUGGGGACUUCAACCAUUUCCCCGAAGACCCCGAGUUCGCAGACAUCAUCCAAAGGGCGGAGCACGCCAUCGAGAGCGGCGUCUUUCCAGAGAGGAUCUCCCAGGGAUCCAGCGGGAGCUACUUCGUCAAAGACACGAAAGGGAAAAUUAUUGGAGUUUUCAAACCAAAGUCAGAGGAGCCGUACGGUCACCUGAACCCGAAGUGGACCAAAUACUUUCACAAGCUGUGCUGCCCGUGUUGUUUCGGCCGAGGCUGCUUGCUACCGAACCAGGGCUACCUGUCGGAGGCCGCCGCCUCCCUGGUCGACACCAAGCUCGGCCUUGGAGUGGUUCCCAAAACCAAGGUGGUGUUCUUGGCCAGCGAGACGUUCCACUACAACGCCAUCGACAGAGCAAAGUCCAGGGGGAAGAAGUACGCCUUAGAGAAAGUCCCCAAAGUGGGCCGACGUUUCCACAGAGUGGGCCUGCCCCCCAAGGUGGGCUCCUUCCAGCUGUUUGUGGAGGGCUACCGCGAAGCAGACUACUGGCUGCGGCGCUUUGAAGCCGAGCCGCUGCCGGAGAACAUCAGGAAGCAGCUGCAGUCGCAGUUCGAGCGGCUGGUGGUGCUGGACUACGUGAUCCGAAACACAGACCGAGGGAACGACAACUGGUUGAUCAAGUACGAGAAGCCAGGAGAUGGAGGAGGAGGAGGAGGUGGAGAAAAGGAUGCAGAGUGGCCAGAGAGCUGCCCCGACUCCUGCAUCAAGAUCGCAGCCAUCGACAACGGCCUGGCCUUCCCCUUCAAACACCCGGACGAAUGGAGAGCCUACCCGUUCCACUGGGCCUGGCUCCCUCAGGCCAAGGUGGCCUUCUCCCAGGAGACCAGAGACCUGGUGCUGUCCCGCCUCUCGGACAUGAACUUCGUCCAGGACCUCUGCGAGGACCUCUACGAGAUGUUCAAGACAGAUAAAGGCUUCGACAAAACAAUGUUUGAGAGACAGAUGUCAGUUAUGAGAGGACAGAAUAGCAGCUUCAACGUGUAA